AUGGCGACGGUACAGCAACUUUUCAGCCUGGAAGGGCAGACAGCUUUGGUGACGGGGGGAACGCGAGGCAUUGGGCAAGCAAUGGCGAUAGCAUUGGCAGAAGCAGGAGCAAACGUCUUGCUGGUACAGCGAAAUGACUCAAAUCAAGAAACCAAGCAAGCAAUCGAGAAGCUGGGACGAAAAGCCCACAUAUACACCGCAGACCUCGCCUCGAACGACUCGAUGAAAGCACUCUUGCCCAAAGUCCUGAGCGAUGGCCACAAGGUGCACAUUCUCCUCAACUGCGGUGGUAUCCAAAAACGGCAUCCUGCACACGAAUUCCCGGACGACGACUGGAACGAGGUGUUGCAGGUCAACCUGAACGCUGUGUUUACUCUCUGCCGAGAUGUUGGCGCGCACAUGCUCUCUCGAGAUGCGGAUAAAUACGGACGAAGAGGCAGCAUCAUCAACAUUGGAAGUCUAUUGACAUUCCAAGGAGGGAUCAACGUGCCGGCGUACGCGGCUUCCAAGGGAGGUGUUGGCCAGCUGACCAAGGCGCUGUCGAAUCAAUGGGCGGACAAGGGCAUCACGGUGAAUGCCAUUGCUCCAGGCUAUAUCGCGACCGAUAUGAACGAGGCGUUGUUGGCGGACGAGAAGAGGGCGGCAUCGAUCCUGGAGCGCAUUCCAGCGGGGCGAUGGGGCUCGGCGGAGGACUUCAAGGGCAGCGUGGUAUAUCUGGCGAGUCGGGCGAGUGGCUAUGUUACUGGUGAGAUUCUCACGGUCGAUGGAGGAUGGAUGGCCAGGUAG
Messenger RNA from Zasmidium cellare ATCC 36951, 786 nucleotides. RefSeq lists its product as uncharacterized. The transcript has 2 exons. NCBI's taxonomy places the organism in Eukaryota, Fungi, Ascomycota, Dothideomycetes, Mycosphaerellales, Mycosphaerellaceae. Bases 1 to 786 code for a protein of 261 amino acids. Gene Ontology annotation, molecular function: oxidoreductase activity, acting on the CH-OH group of donors, NAD or NADP as acceptor. The record is from RefSeq and is a predicted model, not a curated record.